Messenger RNA from Saprolegnia diclina VS20, 733 nucleotides. RefSeq lists its product as hypothetical. Bases 16 to 654 code for a protein of 212 amino acids. The transcript has a single exon. Lineage: Eukaryota; Oomycota; Saprolegniomycetes; Saprolegniales; Saprolegniaceae. The record is from RefSeq and is a predicted model, not a curated record.
ACCUUCUCCAUCAACAUGCGCGUUUUCCUCGGUGCCCUCCUCCUUGCUGCCACGGCGUUUGGCGCUCAAACCACGCCCGACGACGCCACCGUGACCGUGAUCGAUGACACCACCGUGACCGUGGUCGACCGUCUUGUCGGCGCCCCCGAGGGUAACGACCUGCCCGUUGGCAAGAACGAGACGCUCGGCCUCAAGGGCAAGGGUCUCAAGGACGAGUUCCCGGCGCGCCAGUGGGGUCUCCAGCGCCUUGAAGUCUGGACGGACCAGUACUUCCACUCCAAGCCGCUCGACCAGUGGGUCACGGUCUGGGGUGGCGUCGUGAACCUCCGCUGCCGCAACUGCGGCGGCGGCCGCGCCUGGGAAGUCAUGGAGUCCGAAGGCUCUUCGAGCUACGACAUGCUGCGCAACGUCCAGGACAACUUGUGUCUCGACGCGUACUGGAGCAACGCCGCUGGCAAGCCGCUCGUGCACGGCUAUCAAUGCCAGCCGGGCAACAUCAACCAGCGCUGGGAGUACUCUCGCUACAACUCGGCGACGAUGAUCAAGCACAAGUACUACGAAGGCUGGUGCUUGCUCAUCUACCCCAACGGCGACGCCACCAUGGCCAACUGCGGGAACAACUGGAACGACGUGCACUUCAACUUUAUCGCGUAAAGUUGCGACGAAAACCUGUGCACUAUUGCGACAUUUGUGUAAGACGGACGUGAAUGAAUGUUUUCCGUUUGACUUUGUG